This is a messenger RNA of Miscanthus lutarioriparius, 1074 nucleotides long. The record is from the annotation of a GenBank genome assembly. NCBI's taxonomy places the organism in Eukaryota, Viridiplantae, Streptophyta, Magnoliopsida, Poales, Poaceae.
AUGGACGGGUACCACGGCGGCUCGAAUCAAGACGGCGACUUCAACGACGGCUCCUUGGACAACGCUUCCGGCUACGGAGACGGCUCCGAAACCAGGGACUUCCUGUCCCAGGCGCCGCCAUACGCCGGAUCCGGGGCCCACACCGGCUUCCGCAACAACUCCGGCGACGUCUUCGGCUACGGCUUCGGCAGCAACGCGCCCUCCCUUAGCCACCUGGGGUUUAGCGAGCUGGACCUCAACGCCAGCCAUUCGUGGCCGGGCUUGGCUCGUUACCAGGAGAUCCUCCAGUCCCCGGCUGAAGACGGCGGCAGCGCUCACGGCCCCCCUCCCGUGCGCGUGCCAUCCCGCGCCGACAGGGGUUCCCUCGGCCUCCGACCUCCUCGCCGUCGCGUGCCUCCCCUGGGGCCUCAUGGUGAUGAGGCAGGCGGCUCGACUGGCGGUUCCAGGAGGCCCGGUGUGCGUCGCAGCCUAGUCCAGCCCGCCGUCGCCGACGAGGACGUCCCUCCGACUAAUGUCCCGCUCUACGUUGACGAGAUUGACAAGGGGAACUGCCCUAGGGGUCAGAUGUCGAAGUGGGGUUGGAAAAAUUUGACAGAGGGUUACUUCAAAGCGACAAAAUUAGUUCAUGACAACAUCAUCUUUGGGAGUAGGGUCCGCCAGCUGAAGAAGGAAUGGAAUGACCUACGGAAGCUCUAUCACAAGGAGACAGGCUUGGGGCGCAAUGCAGAUGGCUCCAUCAGUGCUUCAGCUGAAUGGUGGAAAACCAACGACAAGGACAACAAGCUUAAGGGUACACUGUCUGACUACAUGGACCUUUUGGAGCGCAUGUUCCUUGGCGUAGCAGUGACAGGGGAAACCGCUUAUGCUCCUAGCCGUAGGAAUGCGCCACUGUAUGUGAGCAAUGACGAAGACGUCCAUACCCCUCAGAGCACUGGGAGCAAGAGAAGCUACAGCAGCCUCAGCACCCGCAGCACUGCUGCUAGUCCCAGCAAGAGGGGCAGGAGUCCAGCAGUGAGGAUGAACGAAGGCAUAAGGAACUUGACCGUCAGUCUGGACAACAGGAUGAAGCGCUGA